AUGUUAGUUGUUGUGCUUGUAUGCCUGGUACCCCAACUGCACACCCCCAUGUACUUCUUCCUGUGCAACCUGGCAGCCCAGGACAUUAUCUCUGUCUCUGCCUUCCUGCCCAAGCUGAUGGCCAUCACAAUUACAGGGGACACCAGCAUUUCCUUUCCUGGCUGUAUAACUCAGCUAUUUCUAUUUAUAACCUGCACUGAUGGGGAUUUUCUCCUGCUGGCCAUCAUGGCUUAUGACCGAUAUGUGGCUAUUUGUAUCCCUCUGCGUUAUCACCUCAUUAUGAACCCAAGGUUCUGCAUCCUGUUAGUGGCAAUGUCUUGGAUUGUAUGUGCCGCCAACGCAAUGUGCUUUUCCUUCUUUAUAUCUCAUUUGUCAUUCUGCAGGCUUCUUGAUAUCAAUCAUAUCUUCUGUGAAACCAUAUCCAUGUUGAAGCUUUCCUGCAGUGACACAACCCAUAUACAGACACUUAUAGCAGUUGAUGCACCAUUAAUAGGGAUUCUUCCAGUUGGGUUGAUCCUAAUAUCCUAUGUAUACAUCAUAUAUACCAUCCUGAAGAUGAGAACCUCUGCAGCAAGGCCCAAGACUUUCUCCAGCUGUUCCUCACAUCUCACAGUUGUAUUGCUCUUCAGUGGUACAUGUCUUAGCUUGUACAUGAAACCCGAGUCAGGAAACUCUCAAGAAGUAGACAAGUUGCUUUCCCUGAUGUACUUGGGCUUUAUUCCAAUGUUAAACCCACUGGUGUACAGCCUUAGAAAUAGAAAGGUUCAGUCUGCUGCAAAAAUAGUAUUUAGCAAAUAUAUAAUAAAAGAUCCAUAUAAAGGUUCUUCAUCAGGAAGGCAGUGA
Molecule: messenger RNA, 843 nt
Organism: Xenopus tropicalis (tropical clawed frog)
Lineage: Eukaryota; Metazoa; Chordata; Amphibia; Anura; Pipidae
Gene: or2t2
Product: olfactory receptor family 2 subfamily T member 2
Exons: 1
Coding region: 1-843 (280 amino acids)
Biological process (GO): signal transduction; G protein-coupled receptor signaling pathway
Cellular component (GO): plasma membrane; membrane
Molecular function (GO): olfactory receptor activity; G protein-coupled receptor activity
Source: RefSeq, a predicted model, not a curated record